Candida tropicalis MYA-3404 is the source of this 1596-nucleotide messenger RNA. RefSeq lists its product as uncharacterized. Gene Ontology annotation, molecular function: transmembrane transporter activity. The record is from RefSeq and is a predicted model, not a curated record. The transcript has a single exon. Gene Ontology annotation, biological process: transmembrane transport. Bases 1 to 1596 code for a protein of 531 amino acids. Lineage: Eukaryota; Fungi; Ascomycota; Pichiomycetes; Serinales; Debaryomycetaceae.
AUGGCGAUAUUUCCUGAAGAAAAACAACCUUUAGAAGUCACUGCUAACGACGAUAAUGAUAAUGAUAAAGUAGAUAUUAGAUCCCAGAAGGAAGAGAUCUUUGAAGAUUCCACUUCUCUGGAAUUCGAUAUGGUUGGUUUAGAAGCCAACGAUGUUAUUUUACAUAGAAAAAUGGUUUUGAUUAAUGAUGCUAUUGACGAAAUUGGUUUCACUCCUUACCAUCUUAAAUUAUUUUUCCUUAAUGGUAUGGGUUAUUGUACUGAUUGUAUGCUUACUUAUUUGGAAUCUUCAGUUCGUACUUUUAUUAAUUAUCAAUUUGGUUAUACAUUCCCAGUAUCAAAUGAAUGUUAUGCAGGUGGUAUGAUUCUUGGUGCUUUAGUUUGGGGGUUUGGUGCUGAUUUGAUUGGAAGAAGAUUAGCAUUUAACUUGUCUUUAUUAUUAAGUGCUAUAUUCGCUAUCAUGACAGGUAUGAUGGGUAAUAUGGCUUCUUAUUGUUUAUUUGUCUUGUUGAGUUCCUUUGCUGCUGGAGGUAAUUUGGUUCUUGACACUUGUGUUUUUCUUGAAUAUUUACCACAUAAAGAUCAAUGGUUGUUGACUUUCUUUGCUCUUUUCUGGGGUAUUGGUCAAACCAUUGCUGUUGCUUUGGCUUAUGCAUUCUUACCCAAUAAUAGUUGUGACUCUGCUGAUUACUGUCCUUCACAUAUUAACCGUGGAUGGAGAUAUGUUUGGUAUACCAAUGGUAGUAUUGUCUUAGCCAUGGCUAUUUUACGUUUGACAGUUGUUAGAUUAAAAGAAACUCCAAAAUUCUUGGUCUCCAAUAAUCGUGAUGCAGAAGCUGUUCAAGUGUUACAAGAAAUUGCUGCCAAGUACAACCGUAAAUGUUCAUUGACAUUGGAACAACUUGAAGAUUGUGGUGAAAUUGAAAGUAAUGACGAUUACAGAAAACAUUUCAAUUUAAAAGGUACAUUUUCAUUAAUGUUUCAACAUUUAAAGAUUUUAUUUGCCACAAAAACUGCCACUCGUUCAACCAUUUUGUUGUUCUUUAGUUGGGCUUGUUUAGGUAUUGCUUAUCCAUUAUACCUGUCUUUCCUUCCAGUUUAUUUAGCUACUAGAGGUGCUAAUAUUUCCGCUGAUACUAUUGGUGGUGUUUAUCGAGAUAAUCUUAUUGCCAACGUUUGUUCCAUUGGUGGGCCAAUUAUAGCUGGUCUUUUAUUAUAUUGGGUCCCUGUUUUAGGAAGAAGAGGUGUUAUGUGUAUUGGUGGAUUAACUACAAUGGCAUUAUUGUUUGGUUAUACUGCUAUUAGAACAAGAGGUCAAAAUGUUGGGUUGAGUAGUGCUGUUUAUUGUGCAUUGUACAUUUAUUAUGGUGUUAUUUAUGCUUAUUCCCCAGAAGUCAUGCCUUCUGCCGCUAGAGCCACUGGUAAUUGUUUGUGUUUGUUUUUCACAAGAAUCACAACUGCAAUGGUUCCAAUUAUUGCGUACUAUUCAGAUACAUCGUCUUCGGUGCCUAUUUGGAUUUGUGGUGCAUUUGUUGGUAUCAUUGGUCUUGUUGCUCUUGCCCUUCCUUAUGAACCAAGUAAACAAAGAGUUGUGUAG